UGUGCUUAUCCGUCGUCUGUAACUUUCAUUGCAGCAAGUAAGCGUUUGCCGUUGGACAUCAGACAUCGUCCAUCGUUGUGAAUUUCUCGGCCGCCCUAUACUCAUAUCUUGCUUUCCAUUCAGACAUUUUACAACCAGAACAAUUGAAGGGCAUCUCGCAGCAAGCGGUUUUCCACGAAUGACCUCCGGUGCCGCCCCUCAAGAUACUUGGGUGUUUGACUCCAGCACAGGAGUUUUCUAUCACGCCCCUUCCAAUACCUACGCCAUUCAUGACUCAGCCACUGGGCAGUGGACUUAUCAUACUGCUUCCGAAUUUCAUCAGGCUUCUGGCUCAAAUAUCCACCAUCAACAGUCACUCGAAGAUCCGUUGACUCCUACCACAACGAACCUAGAUGGAAGACCGCAAAUAAUAGAGGAAGGCGAGAUUCCAGAUGAUGUAGGCUGGGGAGGGCUUAUGGAGCCUGAAAAGCUUGCAGAGAUAGAAAAGGCAGCUAAGAAAAAAGAAAAGAGAAAUGGAGAACAUGGCACUCUUGAGGGUGUGCAUUAUGGUGCUGGAGAGUUUAGGGAAGGUUCGACAGCGGCGGAAGCUAUAUCUUCCCAUAGAAGCACUAAUACCACCCCUCCUCCUGAUACUUUGGUCUCCGUGAGUGGGAUGCCUCCAGAACCUCCAGACUAUACUCUACUUCGUCUGGUGGUUGUCUCCACCAAAUCUCCUAAGGUUAGCGCUGGUCAAAUAGCUGUCAUCGAUACGAGAGAAGGGGGCGUGCAGAUAGGUAGGGAUAAAUGCGAGAAGGGAGCACCAGCAAGGGUUAGGCUGAGGGAAAUGGAAGUAAGCAAGACUCAUGCCCUUAUCUUUUGGGGAGAGAAUGGAGACCAGCAGGUUGAGGUCGAAGAGGACGGCGAAAAGAGCAGAGAGGGGUGGUGGAUUGUUGAUCUGGGCUCAACCCACGGGACAUUCGUUUCUCCCUCGAAUGCGAGCGAUCAAGCUAGUAAUAACGAUACAGGAAUCCGAGCUCAUAAACGGUUGUCCAUCCCGAAACAUUCAUCGAAACCUUUUCCCCUCUUUCAUCUUUCGCUCUUCGUCAUUGGCUCUACCACAUUUCAAGCACAUAUUCAUGCUUCUUGGCCAUGCGAUACAUGUCAACUUAAAGGAGGCAAUGAAUUGCCUCUGGACACAGGAGAGACUUUUGUAAACAAUACACAAGACGCCGCAGGAUACGAAGAGAAGGUUUGGGACGUUGCUAUGAAUUCUCAGCAGAGGCGAGGGAAUAGAGAGGCCAAAAGGAAGAUAGAAAUGGCAAAUCUGAGGGAGAGUCUGCUGAAUAGGGGCGGGUCUGAGGAAGGAUCAGCUUCAGCGCAAAAUAUGCCAUCUAGAGGGUACAUUGAUCGUUCGGCCAUGCGUCGAGGACUACAUCGCCCCUCCCCUCCACGCGGUGGUCAGGCUCGUUUUACGGGCCAUACCGACGCCCCAGUAGAAGUUGCACCCGUGGAAAAUAAGUUCGCCGAAGAUUUCCUGGGACGACAGGGUUGGCAACGGGGGGAAGGUUUAGGAAAAGAUGGCACAGGACGGGCGGAUCCCAUUAUGACCCAUACAAGAGUUCGAAAACGCGGUAUUGGCGCGGAAGGAAGUAUUGAUGACGGUGAAGACUGGAGAGUGAAAGGGAAACUCAGGAGAUGGGGAGAUGUUGCAGGCCAAAAAUCUUGAUUUGUAAGAUUGUAUCUCUGUUGUAAUAGAUCUGAUGCAUACAGUGCAUACGUUUUACUCGUAAAACCCCGUCCUUUUUACAUGCUACUCAUCGUAUUCGGCACCUAAAGCAGUUCCCUUUGCAACAUCAAUCAUCUUCUUCACACGCUCAUACACCUAUACAACAGCCUGGCCAGGAGCCACACGCAAGACACGAGGAGUAAUACCCUUGUAAAACGCCUUGGCCCCUUCGUUCCUAAACAUUUCCGAAGCGACCUUGGCCA
Messenger RNA from Cryptococcus deneoformans JEC21, 1968 nucleotides. Its product is annotated as expressed protein. The coding region runs from base 179 to 1705 and encodes 508 amino acids. The transcript is spliced from 3 exons. Lineage: Eukaryota; Fungi; Basidiomycota; Tremellomycetes; Tremellales; Cryptococcaceae. The record is from RefSeq and is a predicted model, not a curated record. Gene Ontology annotation, molecular function: protein binding; nucleic acid binding.